AAGAUCUGUCUGUCUGCUUAAAGAAGACGUCAGUCGUUUACAUCUUUCUUGGGUUGAUUAGGAAUAUUGUUAAUAUGAGUAAUAUAUUGUGCGUUUUUUCGAACAUUUGUUAUCCAUCGCAGUGUACACUUCGUUGAGUGGUAUUUGUUUCCUAAAUCCAUUACAAUUUGGAUUGUUUUACACAUUUGAAGUGCACGACUACUCGACGCAGACUCGUAUUUCCGUCAUUUUCACGUUUCUGUUACUGACUCAAACAAAAUGCCUAUUGGUCGAAUGAAAAAAGGAUCUAACCUCCGUACAAAAAGGAACACGAUGAUUGAUACAACGACCAAGCAGCAAGUGGUGGUGGUGGGGGAGAGGGAGAAAAGCGGCAAGAAGAAACAGUCUUCAGCUUUCCGAGAACCUCAGCGGAGACACAACGCCAUCAACCUCCCUAAGAACUUGAUAGACAGUGACAGUGAAGACUAUGAUGAAGACAAUUCUUCAGAGGAUGAAAAUGAUGAUUUCCCACACAAUGGAUAUCUGUAUGAUGGAAACAGCAAGAUAACUCCUGACCAACAAGUGAUAUGCAAGUUUGAAACCCUCUCUCUCGAUGAAAAACAAAGCUCAAAGGAUAAACUUGUACAGAAACUUGAAGCUAUUGCAAAGAAAUACAAGGAAUCAGAUACACAAGCUGAAACUGAUAGCAAGCCCAAAGGUUUGAAGGCCCGAAGUCCAUACCGGAAUCGAUUAAAUGAACACAAACAUAAACCAUUUGAGAGACAUGACUUGUCCGUGACCACAGCUCUGGGAAAUGGAGGCCGAGUUUUUGUGCAAUCACUCGCCGCGGUCGUUCCAGAGCCAGUGGCUAAUUUCCCAAAAGAUAACAUGCUUUUGGAUGCAAUUCAGGAUAAAGACUUCAUCGCCAGUUUUAUGGACUUAUCUUCCGACGAGGCAGAACAGGUUUUCUUGAAUUUCAUAGAGCUGGAAAACAAGAAGCUAGAGAGUGAAGGUCAAGUGGUGCCCCAGGAUGUGCUGGUUCCUCAGGUCUCCGUCAUGUCUCCUCGGUCCUCUCUCACUCCAGCACAUUCACCCAACAACCUAGACUUCUACGACUCAAGCUACGAGACAGGGUCGCCCGGCAGUACAGUUGUGACAUCCCCUGGCAGUCCUGGACAACCUCGCAGCUCUGUCAGCUCAGAGUCUGAUCAGGAACUUGACCCUGCAAUGGAGACAGUCCGUGCUCAGCUACCAACACAACAGACCAACAUUGUCAUCAUUCCUGCCACAGUGGUGACCAAAUCCGAGCCCAAGAUGAGACCUCUUGGAGAAGUUGUGAACUACAUUUCUACUUCUGCGUCUCAACGGCUGUACGAUCUCUCCAAGUCAACCAGCUUCUGUGUGAAACACUUCACGAUUCAGUUGGUGCGAGUUGUCAUGACCACCAAAGCUGAGAAUGCGCCUGAUAGGAUUGCAGGAUUCUGCAAGAGCCUGAUGAGUACGAUGAAGACCGAGAUUCUCAACAAGCCUCAUGAAGGAGACAUUUGGCAGUUGUCUAUCUACGCUCACAUCCAGUUUCUCACAGCUCCAGACCGUAUGCAUGAGUACCGCUCGGCACUCAAGACUUGUGAUGAGCGAGGACAUCCAUUGUUGUACAUUGCUGCUGUCAAGCGCCACGAGAGACCUUUGAUUGCUCGCUAUAUUGCUGAGAGCAUGGCUCAAGUUGGAUAUAACCCAUCAGAACCAAUGGACGAUGCUGGUAACACCAUCCUCCACCUUGUGGCUGAGCAGGGAGAUUCCCACAUGCAUGUGCUGAGUGAACUGUUGAUGGCCGUGGGUCCCAACAACAAGCCUUUGCUGAAUGUCAUGAUGCCCAACUCUGUAGGUCAGACCCCCAUGCAUGCAGCCGCUCGCUCCCCCUACACUCAAGUCACCACUCUACUGCAGCUGCUCAAGAUGGGUGCCCAACCCUUGGACUUGGAUCAGUGUGAUAUGACUCCACUGCACUACUACAUACAGGGAAUGUCCAGUAGAGGAGGUUGUCACUUGGAGGAGCUAGAGGUUGUCCGUAAGAUGCUCCAGGCUCCAAUGUGCCUCAAUAAGAAAUCCAUGCAGAUCGUUGAGCGGCUUUUGGCUGAUGGUUCAGUCCCAGCCGAUGUUGUCAAUGUCAUUGUGGAAGAAGUCAACAGAAAUUGCUCCAAGGACCUGAGACCCAAGAAGAUAGACAGGCGUUAGUGGAUGUCAUGUGUUGAGUGUUUCACACCCUAGUAAAGUUACAUGGAACAAGCUGUGGGAGGCUCCAUCUUUACUAUUUCCAUUUCACACAACAGUCUGCUUGUUAUUCAGUACAAAUUUAUCACCACAAUAUGUUAAUUUUAGAUUUAGUUUAGCAUAUUUUUGCCAUCUAAUUUUACCCUUCGGUAUGCAAUGGUUUUUACUUUACAUCCCAAAUUAGAGAAUGGGCUGGUAAAUUUUUGUAGGCUUUUAAAAUCUUUUAAUGUCAAAGGUUUUAUACAGAGACGCUUGUCUUGCAGUUGAAGACGUUUGAAGUCUCUUUACAGUGUUUAUGCAAAAUUUGCAUAACAAAUACACAUAUUGGGAAACAGAUGAAAUAGAUAUUGUAUUUUAUGUCCUUACGUCAAAUGCCUCAUUUAGAAAGUACACAAGAUCUUGCAGCUUGUUUCAAAAUGAAAGUGAUGCAGAUUCUUGUAGUCAUAGUUAAGUCAGUUAGUGUCUUGUACUGAUUUGAGAAAAUCAAAGUUCUUUUGAACAUACGAAGAGAAAUAUUUUUAUAAAUAUAAGUCUAGUUUAUUUUGUUGAAACGGAAUGGGCAGGUUAUUAAACGGGUAAAUUGUGAGAUUCAUAAAAACAGCUUGUAAAGUGCUAAACAAUUUGUUUUCAACAAUCAUUUCCUAUAAGUUGUGUGUUAAGCAGUCUUAGUGUGUAAAUGUUCCAAAUUAUUAUCAAGUUUUAUAAAACGUAAAAGUGUUAAUUCAUUCAGAAAAUUGCUGAACAGAUUCUUGUUUUCAUUACUCUUGGUAAGCAUUUAACUUAAUUUUAAUAUUCAUCCUAAAAAUGGGAAUUUUUUGAAUGUAAUUAACAUUUCACUUACCUAAAACUUGAUCUGCUCAUCCAAAUGUUAUCGAUUUUGUUUAAAGCUCAAUUUGGCUCUAAAGUGUAACAAAUUUAAUAUGUAAUUGAGUACUGUAGUUGUAAAUAUAAUACAGUGUAAAACAAGAUAAGUAUACAACGUGAGGGAGGUCCAAUGGGGGCAAGAUAUACAUGCUUUUCUUACUAAACAUCCGCUUGAACAUUGGGCUUUAGUUUUUAUUCAAAGCUAGUUAAAACCUAGUCUUCCGUACUUAAGUGCGAUAUUGACAGAUUCAGUACACAAUAUUUUCAGAGCAUUUGAAAUGGAUUUGUUUUUUUCCUUUGUAUCACAGAUUAGGCCAUUGUAGUAUAAGGCAGUGGAUGAGUUGUUAUUUUGACAUUGAGGUCAUUGAGGACAUUGGAUUUGAGGUCCCAUAUUUUAAGGGGGUAAAAACAUCAGAUGUACGCUACAUUACAUAUUGAUAGUACACCAAUACUAAUGCUAUAUUUCUUAAUUUUAUAUAUUUGAAUUUUACCAACAUAGUGACUCUCAUUCUGCCAUGAUUUUCUUUCCCAUAUGGAUGUAAAAUAUUAUUUUAUCUCAUAAAUGUUGACAACUUUAUCCUAGAACUGCCACACUCUCUGCCUGUCAGUGACUAUACAUAGUGUAUAAUUUAGUUUAGUAUAAAAUUGUCUUCAUAAAAGUACAAGUUUAGAGUUAUAUCUGCCAUCAACAAGGGACUAUUUAAUUCAUAUAUAAUAGCCAAAGUUUUAAUGUUUUUGGAUUUUACUUGACACUGUAAAAUUUUAAAUAAAUUUUUGAAACUGACGGACCAAAAACACAACUCAUCUACGGCUGAUUGGCUACAGCUAUUGAAGGUAGUUUUUUCAAUCUUUUAUUGCUGUGCCCUCUCAAUAAGUCAAUUCUCAACGCAGCAUUCGGCUCCUUGAUUCAUACAUUGAAACAAACAUAGAAUAUCCUAGAGGGCAGAUAAAAUUAUUCAACCUAUAUUCAAGCAGAUGUUAAAGAAUAAAGGUAAAUUUUUAGUGAAGGAAAUUCAGGAAUUCUCAGAAGAAGAAGAAGUUUAUUAAUCUAAAUAAUGCAUUGUUAGAUGUUUCAAUUUCACCAGACCGAUGCUUGAGUGCAAUAAAUAGGCUAAACACGAGAAUUGAAGCACCUUGUAUCCACCAAUGUAAUUUAUAGGCCUAUGGUACCAUUAUUGUUAGUGUCAAUUGUUAAGUUUCAGCAGGCUGUUUUAUUUCCACUAAAUGUCUUUCUUGUAUGUAGCCUUAUACGAUUGUUGUUUAAUGUGGCACAAAAAUAUAUUUUAUUGUUUAAACCUUUGUUGAAAUGCAUGUUGUUGUUGAAUCUUACAUCUGGGUAACAUGUUUAUGUAUUUUAUGUUUCUUCUUGCAAAUUUAUUUGAAUCAAAGACUUUUUUUGGUUAGUUUAAUCUACGGUGUUUUAUCUCACUUUUUUUGUCAUGACAUCUUUUUUGGACUGCAACUUCAUGUAGCCCUUAAACAUAUUGAGGAUUCUCAAUGUUUUUAAUCUUUCAUCACUAUUUAAGUAUAUUAAGUAUUUAUGUUCAUAUCUUUGAUCUCAAAUUUACUGUUUCACAAACUCAACAUUUUGAUAACUUCACUUCAAAGAAAUAAAGAAAAUGUUGCGAGUAAGUGUUUGGUGACGGUUUUAUAAUGAUUUCAAUUCCACAACAAAAAUUGACUCAACAGGCUCAUUAUUACUCUUACCCGAAGCUCAAAUAAAUUAGCAAGAAACUAGUUGUGAUGUAGUUGGCUGGGAGCCGGUACGAUCUGUCUAAAUGUAAGACCUAACUGUCUGUGAUGUUGCUUGUUUUGUUGUUAGAAAAUUAUUAAUGUUGAUAAUCUGUUUGUAGAUAUGUUGAACUAACUUUAGUGUUGGUUUACACAUUCCACCUUUUCUCUUUUUUUGCAAAUGUCUUGUAGGUGAAGCAGUGAUUGGACAAGGGUUGGCAGGAUACUGAGACUGUUAAAAAGUCCUAUUCUGUUUUAUUGAAUGGAAAAAAUUAAUACUUAUUUUUGAAAAUAUGAAUUUGCCUGUUCUUGGGCUUGUUAAAAAGACUGCUGUUGUAUCGCUACAAAUUUAUAAUUUAGUAAUCUGAAAUAAAUCUUGAGUAAUAGCCAUAUUCUCAUCUAGUACACAUCACAAAGCCCUAGCCAAAAAAGAGGAAGGGGGAAGGGAUAAGGUUGAAAGGGCUUUGCCAUUCUUAAUGUAGCAUCUCUUAUUAUGUUAUCUAUUGUUGUACAUUAUAAAUCAAUUUAAUCGGUAAGAUGUGAGAAACUAUUUUCUUACUGAAUUAUUUUAAAUAUGCCAAUAAUGAGUGAUUAUUGAGUUGUAUAUUGAGAUCAGAUAGAAGUGGAGUUCUAAGGUGCUGGUUGCCCUGUAAGGUGGGAUAGCAUUGUUUACGUUAAAGUCGUCAAAUGCAUGGUCGGAUGUGGUGAUUUUGUUAUCGAUGGAUUCUUGUCAAACAUGUUAGUUGUUAAUCUUAUUUCAAAUUUAUGCUAAGUUAGUGUAAUUUCUAGAUUUCUAACUAAAUGUAAAUGUAAUAAAAAUUAUUUUUUAUUUGAAA
Macrosteles quadrilineatus (aster leafhopper) is the source of this 5681-nucleotide messenger RNA. RefSeq lists its product as uncharacterized. Gene Ontology annotation, molecular function: protein binding. The transcript is spliced from 13 exons. The record is from RefSeq and is a predicted model, not a curated record. NCBI's taxonomy places the organism in Eukaryota, Metazoa, Arthropoda, Insecta, Hemiptera, Cicadellidae. The coding region runs from base 259 to 2214 and encodes 651 amino acids.